AUGCCCGUCAUCUCCCCCCUUCCUUUCUCGCUUUUGCCAGCGCCGGCUGCUCCCGCGGCGUCGCGAGCUCGCUGGAACAGCUUCCCGCACCACCGGCUUUUGCGAGUUGAAACAAAAGCAGGCAUGUGCAGCAACGGUUUUGAUUCAACUAACUGCCUUCGUAUGGAGGAGGUUGAGCCGAAUUUAUCCCCAUUUCUCCACAAGCUUUUUAAAGAGUGGGAUGACUGCAAGGCGAGGGGAUUGUUUCACCACAACAUCACUACCUGUGAGACCAAGGUGCUACCUGGAGAACACAAUUUUGUUGCAACAUUGAUAGAAGGGCGUGACCAGAAGAAGCGGCCAACUGAAUUUGGAAUGAACCAAGUCCUCCAACCAUUUCAUAGUGACAAGUUCAAUUUCACUAAAGUUAAACCGGAGGAGGUGAUCUUCAGGUUCCAAGAAACUGAGAAUGAUUCUGCCCAGUAUUUUGACGGAGCUCCUCCCACUGUUUCAGCUUCUCCUAGCAGCAUUUUGAUCAACGUGAGCCCAAUCGGGUACUGUCAUGUGCUUUUGAUCCCUCAAAUCCAGGAAUGCUUGCCGCAAAGGGUUGAUCGAGAGAGCUUCUUACUGGCCAUGUACGUCGCAAGGGAGGCAAAGAAUCCAUUCUUCAGAGUUGGCUAUAACAGUCUGGGUGCUUUCGCAACAAUCAAUCACCUCCAUUUCCAAGCAUACUAUCUGAAAGUGCAGUAUCCAGUCGAAAAGGCGCCAACAGAAAAGCUCACAGUCGUAGGGAACGGUGUCAGCAUUUCUCAGCUGGUGCGGUACCCAGUAAGCGGCUUUGCAUUUGAAGGGGGAGCGAGCCUGGAGGAUCUGUCACAGGUCGUCUCAGAUGCAUGCAUCUUCUUGCAAGAGAAUAACAGACCUUUCAAUGUCCUUAUCUCUGAAUCUGGCAAGAGAUUAUUCCUUCUACUACAGUGCUACGCUGAGAAGCAGGCUUCCGGGAAGGCGAGCCAGGAAUUCCUCGACAUGAGAAUCAACCCAGCGGUGUGGGAGCUCAGCGGCCAUCUGGUUCUGAAGAGGAGGAAGGACUACGACGAAGCAUCUGCGGCAACACUAUGCGGGUUUUUGGUUGAAGCGUCCCUGUCUGAAGCAGAGUUCCAGGAGCUGAAGAAGUGCGUCUUGGAGUUCCUGGCCAGUGCAAGUCCUGAAAAGUGA
This is a messenger RNA of Triticum turgidum subsp. durum (durum wheat), 1194 nucleotides long. NCBI's taxonomy places the organism in Eukaryota, Viridiplantae, Streptophyta, Magnoliopsida, Poales, Poaceae. The record is from the annotation of a GenBank genome assembly.